Molecule: messenger RNA, 1641 nt
Organism: Linum tenue
Lineage: Eukaryota; Viridiplantae; Streptophyta; Magnoliopsida; Malpighiales; Linaceae
Source: the annotation of a GenBank genome assembly
AGAGCAGCAGAGAACUGCACUGGUGAGUUCGCAGGAGUCGACGAUCUCGGGAAGGGAGAGAAGCGACUGAAGCCUCCCGAAUUCGGUAGAAGAAGUCUGGGGAAGGAAGGAAUUAGGGUAUUUUGGGGAGAUGUCGGAUCUAGAUAGGCAGAUUGAGCAGCUGAAGAGGUGCGAGCCGUUGAAGGAGUCGGAAGUGAAGGCUCUGUGCUUGAAAGCUAUGGAAAUCCUCGUCGAAGAGAGUAAUGUUCAGCGCGUGGAUGCCCCUGUCACUAUAUGCGGAGAUAUCCAUGGGCAGUUUUAUGACAUGAAGGAGCUUUUCAAAGUAGGAGGAGAUUGCCCAAAAACUAAUUACUUAUUUCUUGGAGAUUUUGUUGACAGAGGAUUCUACUCUGUUGAAACAUUUUUGCUUCUGCUUGCCCUUAAGGUUCGAUAUCCAGAUCGAAUCACGCUCGUCAGAGGAAAUCAUGAGAGCCGUCAGAUAACACAGGUGUACGGUUUUUAUGAUGAGUGUCUAAGGAAAUACGGUUCUGUAAAUGUAUGGAGAUACUGCACGGAUAUCUUUGAUUACAUCAGUUUGUCAGCGCUCAUUGAGAACAAAAUUUUCAGUGUCCACGGAGGUCUCUCUCCUGCAAUAUCAACCUUGGAUCAGAUCCGAACCAUUGACAGAAAACAGGAAGUCCCUCAUGAUGGUGCCAUGUGUGAUCUCCUUUGGUCAGAUCCUGAAGAUAUUGUUGAAGGUUGGGGUUUGAGCCCGCGUGGUGCAGGUUUUCUGUUUGGUGGCAGCGUGGUUAGUUCUUUCAACCACUCAAAUAAUAUCGAUUACAUUUGCCGCGCUCACCAGUUGGUGAUGGAAGGAUACAAAUGGAUGUUCAACAACCAAAUAGUUACUGUUUGGUCGGCUCCAAACUACUGUUACAGAUGUGGUAAUGUGGCUGCAAUCCUGGAGCUGGAUGAGAACCUCAACAAACAAUUUCGCGUGUUUGAAGCUGCCCCUCAGGAGUCAAGAGGAGCACCUGCCAAGAGGCCAGCACCUGAUUACUUUUUGUGACAUCAGUGACGGUGGAAGAAGGCAUGACCUCCCUUGUCAUCUUAUUCCAAAUGAACUGGCAUAUGACGAACAUGGAAUUUUUUCACGACGACUUCAUCGACAUGGUACCCCGGCUGUUGUCAUUCGCUGAUGGUACCAAACAGGCUCGACAGUAUAUGCAUUCAUCGCCGAGGGUUGGAUCAGCUGGUUGUGUUAAGGUUUCCCCCUUGGUUCCUUUUUCGUCUGUGUAACUGUGGGUGUCUAUGUGAGUGAGUGAGUGAGUGAGUGAGUGAGUGAGUGAGCGAGCGAGUGAAAUUGGCAUAGCAUUUCAGGGUGCCGAUUUUAAGAAGGAUGGGUCUGUAACAAAUUACAAGAGAUUAGCGUUUUUCCCCUUCUCCUCUCCUUUUUGGUCUCCUCUUCUGGCUUUUGUUCAUUUUUUGUGAUGGAAGAAUUCAGCGCCAGGCGAAGCGAGAAAUGUGCAAGGAAAAGAAUGUCAUCUGCCUUUUUUUUCUGCUUUCAGUUUCUGUAGCCAGUUUUUCCCCCUCUAAAUUCUCAUCAUACCACUAACGCGGGGCUCGGCUUCUUGGCGGAAGAGGUUAGUAGUUGUGUACAAU